AAUCCUCCCCACUAAAACCACCCCAAACCACCCCAUCCCCCUCACCACCACCACCACCAACACCAACACCAAUACACUGCUGGUCUGCGAAUCACAAAAAAACACCACCAACACCACACUUCACCCCCUCACCUCAAACCCCACCACCACCACCACCUCAUCAAAACUACCCACCCCCACCCCCCACCCCAGCAUGGCCCACACACAAAACAGACUCGCCCUCGCCGUGUUCCUGGCAGUAGGCGCGUGUCUGAUGGGCGUCGCGAGGUCCCGGAUGGCGUACGUGUUCCCCGCGGACUACGACCUGAUCACGGGGCAAGUGGUACAGCAGUUCGCAUGCGAGGGUCGUCCCUAUGGGUACUAUGCGGACGUGGACAACGCCUGCAGGGUUUUCCACAUCUGUCUGCCCAUACAAGACAACGAAGGCCAGGUGGUUCAGACGGCCCACUUCUCCUUCAUCUGCGGCAAUCAGACCGUCUUCGACCAGGAGACGCUCACGUGUAACCACCCCGAGUACGCCUUCCCGUGCGACCAGGCGCCCUCCCUCUACGACUCCCGCAACGCCCUCUUCGGCCAAGUGGACCAGGAGUUCUGAAGAGAGUCACGGGCUGUUCUCUGAUUUUCGUUUGUCUCCCUGGAUGAUGUUUCUGAGUGUGUCUGUGUGUGUCUUAUUUUUUUUAUAUCACGGUCUUAUUUUGCUUUUACUGGAGGAUCGAGGACUCGAAAAGGUUUGAUUCGAUGGCUGAAAUAUUCUCCUCAUUGUGGUUUGUCUUUUUUUAGUUUUCAUUUUAUGGUUUCGUUUUCCUUUUGCUCUACUUUUUCCUUUCUCUACGUUUUCCUUUUGCUCUCUUUUGAUCAAGGGUUCGAAAAAGGGAUGUGAUUCGAUGGGUGAAGUUUCUUUCGUCUCUGUUUGUCUUCUUCAGUUUUCAUUUUACAGCUUUCUUUUGCUGUUACUGAUGGAUCAUGGGUUCGAAAAGGAGUGUGAUUCGAUUAAUGAAGUUUUCUAUUGUCUUGGGGUCAGUUCUAGAUCGGUGCGUGAUUCUUGCUGGAGGAGGAAAAGUUUGAAAAGGGAGUUCGAUUCGAUUGCUGUCUUCUUUUUUCGCGGGGUUCAAUUCCAGAAAGGAGUGUGAUCCUCUCAAGUCUUAUAUCGUCGUGGGGUUGGUGUUGCUGAAGAGAGUGUGAUCCCAUUGUGUUAUCUUGAUCUCUUUCAUUAUUCUUUACUUCUCAAUAGUCCGACAGGGUGGCUAUAGUAGAGAAAGGGGCUUCCUCCUUUUAUAAUUAUUUUUGAUACUUGGGUGAUAGUUUCCUGUUGGAUUAUUGUCUGUAUGUGUUUAUCACGGUCCUUAGGAAUUGUUCUCUCUUUUGAAGCGGACUGAAUGCUCUACAAAAAGUAUAUCUGAUUCUUCUGUGUCGGAUCUCUUCUUUAGUUUAUGAAGUGUUCUCUCUCUUUAAAGACUCGUGAACCAAGAGCCUUAAAAUGAGUGCCUACAGUGUUCUCUUUCACAUUUCUUCUCUAUCACCUGUCUCGGCGUUCUCGUGGACAAAGUUUUGGUGGUUCCUGGUGUUUAGAGGUCUUGAUUUUCUAAUGUUAUUUUCGAAACGAUUCCUUCUUUUCUUUCAUCUUCUCUUGAGGUGUUUCUUCCUAAGUUUGUGAUGGUAUGUUCCAGUCUGUUUGCCUUGUUCAGUUUUGUUUUGUUUGCGGAAUGUUGGUCAUCUGUUGUUGGUAAGGGAGAUAGAUCUAUUACCUAUCUGUUCCCUAUUGUUUGAAGUGACCUGCUGUUGUUUGAAUGAGAGGAAAGGUUAUUUGAUACUGUAUAUUUAUCUGCUCUUUUCUGUCUGAUGAGACUUCCUUGUUUUGGUGAGAGGAAAGGAUAAUUAAUACUUUUUAUCUAUAUGUUAUCUGUUUGAAGUGAAGCUUGUUUUGGUGAGAGGAAAGGCGAUUUGAUACUGUUUAUUUAUUUGCUCUUUUCUGUUUGAUGAGACUCCUUGUUUUGACGAGAGGAAAGGAUAAUUAAUACUUUUUGUCUAUAUGUUAUCUGUUUGAAGUGACGCUUGUUUUGGUGAGAGGAAAGGCAAUUUGAUACUGUUUAUUUAUCUGUUCUCCCCUGUUUGAAGUGACCUGCUUGUUGGAUAAAAGGAGAGGAGAGUCGAUGCUGUAUAUGUUAUUUUUUUCUGUUUAUUGUGAGCGCAUUACCGUGUCUUGUUCUGAGUGUGAUAUACAAGUUUGCCACAACUAUCUCACAAUCUUUUACUCUCCUUUAUUGUUCUUGUUUACUGUAUUGUCAAAAUUUAGACUAUACGCAUGUUUUUGUGUGUUUGUUGUGGAAGGUUAUGUAUUAUUGUGUGAUAUACAAGCUUAAUACAAUACU
Eriocheir sinensis (Chinese mitten crab) is the source of this 2369-nucleotide messenger RNA. RefSeq names its product U-scoloptoxin(01)-Cw1a-like. NCBI's taxonomy places the organism in Eukaryota, Metazoa, Arthropoda, Malacostraca, Decapoda, Varunidae. The coding region runs from base 194 to 595 and encodes 133 amino acids. Gene Ontology annotation, cellular component: extracellular region. Gene Ontology annotation, molecular function: chitin binding. The record is from RefSeq and is a predicted model, not a curated record. The transcript has 2 exons.